ACCAAGAAAUGAAUCCGCAUUUUACUAGAGACAACAGGGACUAACUGAAGCUUCCUUAGCAAAGGGAGUGAUAUAAUCAGACUAGUGUUUUUGGAAAAUUAAUUUGUCAACUGUUUGGAUUGGAGAGGGGAAAAAGUGGAAGGAGGGGGUCACUUAGGAAACUAUUUGAAAUAGUCCAGGUAAGAGGUGAUGAGGAUUUGAACAAAGGUGUUGGUUGUAUGAGUGGGGAGAAGGGGAUAGGGUUGAGAAAUAUUUUUGUGUUUUUUGCCUUUCUUUGUAACUUCAGCACAUAAUACAGUUUAAUACAGUUUAAGCAUAUAGUAAGUACUUAAAAAUGUUUGUUGGUUGAUUAAUUGAUUUAUUUUGAAGAUGGGAUAGAUAAGAUUUGGUAACUGAUUAAAUAGUUGGGAAUUAGCUAGAGUACAUAGUUAAGGAUGACUUUAGGGUUAUGAUUGUGAAUGAUUGAAAGGAUGGUGGUAUCCUUGACAGAAAAAGAGAAAUUAGAAAGAAGGGUGGAUUUUUGUGGGAAAAUAAUGAAUUCUGUUUCAGAUGUGUUGAAUUUGAGAUACUUAUGAGACAUCCAGAUGGAAAUGGCCCAGAUAUAGCAGGCAAUUGGUAAUGAUAGGACUGGAAUUCAAGAGAUAUUUAGAUAAUGAAGUAAUUCAUCUUCAGGAGAUGAUAAUUGAACCACUAGAAGCUGAUGAGAUCAAUAUAGAGAGAAAAGAGGAUGUUAACUGGAUAAAAGGGUAAAGUGGAAUAGUUUGGAAAAGUAUAAAUAAAUUGGAAUGACUUUAGCAGUGGUCCUUUCUGGGUACUGAGAGGUGGGAGUAUCAUGCAGUUAUUUUCUAAAUUUGGUCCACUUUCAUCUAACUUUUUAGGAAUUGGAUUUUUUGAUUAAGAAUGUUCUUUAUAUAGAGAAGUGAGUGAAGUUAUAUGAUACAAAAGUUAAAGCAGCCUUUUUUUGCCUUGUUCAUGUUUUAAAAAAUUGUUAUAAUAAUUUGCUUAAUUAGCUUUCUUAAAGGAGACUGGAAAAAUUCAGAGCAUGCUACCUGAAAAAUUAUUAUUGUAGUAUUUCUCCUAUAACACUCAUGCUCAUAUGCCAAAAAAUUUAGAGUAAUCCAUAAAAGGAAUUUUUCUUUCAGGGGAAAUGGCUUUCAAUGUCUAAGCAGUCUGCACAUAAAGAACAGACUUUUUACAAACUCCCAGUUAACUGAAUUUAAUUGCUUUCUUAGAAGUAGCUGAAAUUGACCUAAAGGAUCAGAUCAUCCAUGUUGUGUGAGUAUGAUGUGAUCUGGCUUUUCAGUGGCUUUUGUAUUCAAGAUUCUCCUAGAGUUUCUCUUUUCUUUUAGCUACUGUCUGCUUUCUGCCUUACAAGAAGAACAGAUCUUGUCUUCAUCUUUUCUAUUUUCCAGUUAUAUUCUGUUGGUUAACACUGUAAUAAACCGAAGUUAAUUCAGAUAGGAAAGAAAUUUGUACUACUAAGCCUGUCUAUACAUUCAAGUUUUCUCAUUGAUCAGUAAUACCAAACACAAUGUCAAUGGGAAUUAAUAUUUUUCUUUUUUGUUGGAAAGGAAUCUUUUCAUACUUGUUUUUCAAAAGUAUAUGUAACCCAGGCCCCAAAACCCGUUGGUAUAGAAUUCUCUCUCCAUUGAUGGGGAUUAAUGUUUCUUACCUGUGUAUGGGGGGCAAGGUAGAAUGGGUGAAAGCAGGAGAGCACAUUUAUCUCUUCAGUUCUUUGAGUUGUUCUGGUUUUAAGUUCAGGAGAGAAGAUUUACAAUGCCAAGUUCUUUUCAGGUGGAUGAGGGGAAGAAAAGAUUCUGAGAAGUCAACAUGUAGAAUUUUGAUUGGGUCCCUGUUUACAGCUUGCUACACUAUUGACUUCUGGAAAUUUUCCUUUGAGAGAAAUCUGGAACUCUCUUGCAGUUAAACUAAGUUAACUUAUUCUCAGAAGGAGAGAUCAUUUAAUCUAUAUUAUCUGAUAUACAUUUUCAUAUUCAUACUUUCUCUGAUUUGUUUUGCAAUUGACCUGGAUAGAUACAUUUCCUUGCUAUUUGCUAUGCAUAUUCAUUUUAUAGCUGGUAUUUGAUGGGAAGGGAGUCAAACUUUGGAUAUGAAGUUUAUGGCCCUCCCUUUCUGUCUUAAAAAACAAUGAUUAGGAGGUUAGCUUUAACCUUAAAAUUACAUCCCCUUGACUGUUCCUUAAGGGAACAGAUAGAUAUAUUUCUACCUUUUACCCUAAUUCUCUGAGGAGAGCAAAGUGGUGACCAGUCUUUGACUCCUACCUUCUUGCUUCUCUAGUAGGAAUUAAAGAUUCCCUUGGAGAAGGGUGGAGAGAAGAGAUACUAGAGAUGUGAUAACUAUUUCUGCCUCCCUAUUUCUGCCACAUGAUGUCCCUUGGUACAUACAUAUGUAAAAUACACAUUAUAUACACACCUAUAUAUAGGUAUCUUGACUCAGCUUUAGGCAUAAUUAUAAAAGUUACAACAAUUGUAUUUGGUGUCUUCUCAUCCUUCACUUUAAGGGUCUCCAUGCUCUUUUCCCUUCUUCCUGCUAAAAACUCAUCACUAUUUGCCCUGGAUCUUCAUAUUUACAUGCUUUAUCCCCCAUCAAAGCUCCUGCCCUGUAUUCUAUUCCUUAUAGUUUAGACACACACACACACAUACACAUUGUGUUAAUCAUUAAAUUGCAAGUUCCCUGAGGGCUGAGACCAUCUUGUUAUCUUUUGUAUCAGUGCUAAGCAGAACGCUUGGCACAGAAUAGGUGCUUAACAGAUGUUGACUGAUUGUGGAGCAGGAAGAUCAGAGAAGAAUCAGGAGAAAGCAGUCUUAUAGAAGCCAAGAGAAGAAAGAAUAUCAAGGAGGUCAGGUGGUCAACAAUGUCAAAUGUUAUUCAAAGCUUAAGCAGGAUGAGGAUUCAUAAAAGGUUAUUAGUCAUGACUAUGAAGAGGUGAUGAUUGUGAUAGGAUGAUCAUGGAGAGCACAGGACCAAUAGACUUGUGUGGGUAGAAACCAGAUUAUAGGGGAUUGUGAGGAAUAGGUAUGAGAGUUUGGUGUGAGGGCUUGCCACUUCUUUUCAUGGCUGUUAAUACACCUAUAGUGUUCACUUAUGGUGUCCACCUGUCACAUUCUCACUUGUGGGUCCAAGAAGCUAUACAGCAUGUGCAGCAGUCACACCAUGAUAAAAUUGUCUCAGCAGAUGGGCUAAUCUAGGUUGAGGAUAACUAAUAGGACUCAAACCCAUUGAGGUGUUAUUAAGGAUGUCUACCCCCAAGCAUGUGAAGACUUCCCUUGGUGAAAUGGUCAGAUGAGAACAAUUUGUUCCAAGGUCCAUGAAGAUGGAAGAAGUAUGCAUUGUGGAGCACUCAGAGCUUUGACAGACAUUGAAGAUGCCAAGAUUAUUAAAAUGAAGAAUUAUUGAAAUGAAGAAGUAACUGUCAAGAUGAACAAAUUAAAAGUGCUAUCAGAAAAAAGCCUUACUAGUAAUUCUCGGAUUGUGGCUCUCCUGGCUCAGCUGGAGAAGAUCAACUAUGAAUGUCCAGAAGCAGAAGCUGCCAGAUAUGUUACAUCAAAGAUUCUUCACCUGACCCAAAGUCAAGAGAAAAUCAGGAAAGAAAUAACAGCCAAAGGUUCUACAGGAAUGGAUGUUCUACUCUCAACAUUAGAGAACACAAAAGAUCUUCAGACCACACUUAACAUCUUAAACAUUCUUGUUGAAUUGGUGUCAGUUGGUGGUAGUAGGAGAGCAAGUGCUUUAGUCUCCAAAGGUGGCACCCAAAUAUUGUUGCAGUUACUUUUGAAUGCCAGCAAAGAAUCUCCACCACAUGAAGAGUUAAUGGUUCAAGUUCACACCCUUCUUGCUAGAACUGGACCAAAAGAUAAAAAGUUUGGAGUGAAGUCUAGAAUUAAUGGGGCCUUAACUAUAACUCUGAAUUUGGUGAAACAGAAUUUACAGAAUCAACGUUUAGUGUUGCCUUGUCUUCAGCUUUUACGAGUAUAUUCUACCAAUCCUGUAAAUGCAGUGUCCUUAGGGAAAAAUGGAGUUGUGGAAUUGAUGUUUAAAAUCAUUGGUCCUUUUAGUAAGAAGAACACCGGCCUUAUGAAGGUUGCUUUAGACACACUUGCUGCAUUGCUAAAGUCAAAAACUAAUGCCAGGAGAGCUGUAGACAGAGGAUAUGUCCAUGUACUUUUAACAAUUUAUGUAGAUUGGCACCGUCAUGAUAAUCGGCAUAGAAACAUGCUCAUCCGGAAGGGAAUUUUACAGAGUUUAAAAAGUGUUACAAGCCUCAAGUUGGGAAGAAAGGCAUUUAUUGAUGCCAAUGGGAUGAAAAUUCUAUAUAACACUUCACAAGAUUGCUUGGCAGUCAGGACUCUUGAUCCUCUCGUCAACACAUCCAGUCUGAUUAUGAGGAAAUGUUUUCCUAAAAAUCGCCUUCCAUUACCAACUAUUAAAAGUGCUUUUCAUUUCCAAUUGCCAGUUAUUCCUGUGACUGGACCUGUGGCUCAGCUCUACAAUUUACCACCUGAAGUGGAUGACGUAGUAGAUGAAAGCGAUGACAAUGAAGACCUUGAAUUAGAAGCUGAAAAUGAAAUUGAGAAUGAGGAUGAUAUUGACCAAAAUUUUAAGAAUGAUGAUAUUGAGACGGAUAUUAACAAGUUAAAACCUAAGCAAGAAAUAGGACGGCCAAUAGAAGAACUAAAAAUGUAUGAACACUUUUUCCCUGAACUUUCUGAUGAAUUUAAGGAAUGUGAUUUAAUUGCCAAAGAACCAAAGCCCUUGGCAAAGGAAGGAAAUCUAGGUGGACCUAUUGUUGUUCCUACAGCAGGAGAAGAACAACCUGUGGAACCAAGCAGUAAUUCAGUGAAAAAGAAUACCAAUUCACAAGGAGAGGAAAGUGAUAAACAACCUACUCUAAUAGACAUGGCAAAAGAAGAUGUUAAAAACAGUGAUAAUUCAUUGCAGCCACAGGAAGGUGAUCAAAAUAGAACAGUUUCUUCAAACCAAUAUCUCACUAGUGACCUAGUGAAGGCUUUGGAUCGAAUAACACUGCAGAAUGCUCCCCAGCCAUCCCAGAGUUUUACUGCUGGAAUUAAAAAAGAUUCCAAUCCUCACCUUACCUCUAUUACAUGUACUAAAGCAUGUCCACAUAUUUCUACUUGUGGAAAUGUACUCUUUGAGGGGCGAACAGUUCAACUAGGAAAGCUGUGCUUUACUGGAGUUGAAACUGAAGAAGAUGAGGAUUCAGAAUCUAACUCAUCAGUGGAGCAAACAUCACUUGAAGUACCCAAUGUACCACCACUCCAUGAUUCUGAUCUGUAUGUGGAGAUUGUGAAAAAUACUAAAUCUGUUCCUGAAUAUUCAGAAGUGGCUUAUCCUGAUUAUUUUGGUCACAUUCCACCUCCCUUUAAAGAACCUAUUUUAGAAAGACCCUAUGGUGUGCAAAGGACAAAAAUUGCCCAGGAUAUUGAGAGACUAAUUCAUCAAAGUGAUAUCAUAGACAAAGUUAUGUAUGACCUGGAUAACCCAAAUUAUGUUAUACCAGAAGAAGGAGAAAGUUUGAAAUUUAAUUCCAGAUUUGAAUCUGGAAAUCUACGGAAGGUUAUUCAAGUUAGAAAAAACGAGUAUGAUCUUAUUCUGAACUCAGAUAUAAAUAGCAAUCAUUAUCAUCAGUGGUUUUACUUUGAAGUUAGUGGAAUGCGGACAGGCAUUGGAUAUCGAUUUAAUAUCAUCAACUGUGAAAAAUCCAACAGUCAGUUUAAUUAUGGUAUGCAACCUCUUAUGUAUUCAGUUCAAGAAGCAUUACAUGCCAGACCGUGGUGGAUUCGUGUAGGUACAGACAUUUGUUAUUAUAAAAAUCAUUUCUCUAGAAGUUCAGUUGCUGCUGGUGGGCAAAAAGGAAAAUCCUAUUAUACAAUUACAUUUACAGUAACUUUCCCACAUAAGGAUGAUGUUUGCUAUUUUGCUUAUCAUUAUCCAUAUACAUAUUCAACUUUACAGAUGCAUCUUCAAAAAUUGGAAUCAGCACACAACCCUCAGCAAAUCUAUUUUCGACAACAUGUGUUAUGUGAAACUCUGUCUGGAAACAGCUGUCCUUUAGUGACUAUAACUGCUAUGCCAGAGUCCAAUUAUUAUGAAAAUAUCUGUCAAUUUAGAAAUCGCCCUUAUAUUUUCUUAUCUGCUCGAGUACAUCCUGGAGAAACUAAUUCAAGCUGGGUUAUGAAAGGGACUCUGGAAUAUCUCAUGAGUAAUAACCCUACUGCUCAGAGCUUACGUGAAUCUUAUAUUUUUAAAAUUGUCCCUAUGCUAAACCCAGAUGGUGUCAUUAAUGGAAACCACCGUUGUUCUUUAAGUGGAGAAGAUUUGAACCGGCAGUGGCAAAGUCCAAACCCAGAUUUGCAUCCUACAAUUUACCAUGCUAAAGGUCUGCUACAGUAUAUGGCUGCAAUAAAGCGUUUGCCUCUGGUUUACUGUGAUUACCAUGGUCAUUCUCGAAAGAAAAAUGUAUUUAUGUAUGGCUGCAGCAUCAAAGAGACGGUUUGGCAUACGAAUGAUAAUGCUGCCUCUUGUGAUGUGGUUGAAGAUAUGGGAUACAGGACUUUGCCUAAGAUAUUGAGCCAUACUGCCCCAGCAUUCUGCAUGAGCAGCUGCAGCUUUGUAGUGGAAAAGUCCAAACAGUCUACAGCCCGUGUGGUUGUUUGGAGGGAAAUAGGAGUACAGAGAAGCUACACCAUGGAGAGCACAUUAUGUGGCUGUGAUCAAGGAAAAUACAAGGGUUUACAGAUUGGGACACGAGAAUUGGAAGAGAUGGGAGCAAAGUUUUGUGUUGGUUUAUUUCGUUUGAAAAGACUGACAUCACCAUUAGAAUACAAUAUGCCUAACAGCCUUCUCGAGUUUGAAAAUGACUUGAUUGAAACUAGCUGCAAAGUAACAAGCCCUACCACUUAUGUUUUGGAAGAAGAUGAACCUCGUUUCCUUGAAGAAGUUGAUUACAGUGCAGAAAGUAAUGAUGAGAUAGACAUUGAAUUGCCUGAAAAUGUUGGGGAUUAUGAACCUUCUGUCCAAGAAGAUGCACUUUCUGACACGGAGUCAUCAAAAACAUGCCUUCCUUGAGCCAUCUGCCAUCUCAUGUAAAUGGCUAAAGAAUAAAAGAAAUAUCUUAGUUUCUAUUGCAUAGGAAACUUUAGAUUUUUAAAAAGAGCUGACUCAAAGAGACAAAAAAGUAACUGGAGCCAGUUUGGUUUCAAGACAAUAAAUGUGUUUUUGAUUUAUGAUAAAAACUGGCAUUUGUUUUAUUUAAAGAAUUCAAUGCCCUGAUUUGAUAGCAUUGAAUUAUCAAAGAUUGAUUUAUCUUUUUUUUCAACAAACUUUAUUUACUCAGUAUCAUUGCAUGACUUUUUGUCUCCUUAUCCUUCUAUCCUACAUCAAAUGGAUAAGUUUGCAGUGUUUCAGAGUAAAACAAUCUCAUCCUAGAUCCCAGUGGUAAUAAGUUGUUGAAAAUAAUAUGUAUGUACAGGGAUUUUUAUUGAUCUGUGUGUUGUUUGUGUGGGAGUGGGUGGAUAUUGAAGAAAAGAAAUUAAGUUCUUCAGAAUGAUGUUAACUCUUUGAUUGUGUUUGAAGUAAUCUAGAACUUGCUUUGAAACCAUUUCAUUCUAAAGUUACCAAAUUAAACAAAUCAAAAAUUAAUUUAUCAAAUGUUGCUUUUGUUUCUUCAUCCCUGAAUAGACUCAGAUUAUAUGGCUUUAUAAUAUCCUUGAUUCAAAAUAUUCAAAGAAACCCACAUGUGAACACACAUUUGUAAAAUUUUAUGUGCACAAGAUGGUUUGAUUACUUCGGUAGAUGGAAGCUUUUCAUGCACCUGUGCUUGCUAUGAAUUAUACAUCUGUAUGGGGCUCUUCCUGAAUAAGUAUCUCAUGAGAAACAACUGGAGCUGAUCCCUGCAGUCAUGACAGUUUGUUAAUAUGGAGCUUUUAAAAAAAUGUACAUUUAUCCAGUGAAGAUACUACUUAGCUGUUGUUAAAUGUUCAUUUAUAUAUUGAGCUAUAUAUUUAUUUACACCUUUCUGUAUUUAAUAUUGCAUGUAUUGUGCUACAGUAUUAUAAUCCUAUUAAAGUGAAUUUAUUCAGGGCAUGCUUACAAGUUAUAUCAGAAUCAAAUGUUUCUAAGGAGGGAAGGAGGGAGAGUAGUUAGGUUGUUUCUUAUUGUUACACCUUCCUAAGUUUUAGACUGUCAGGCUUUAGGAAUGACUGCAACAUUUUAGAAUACUCAGUUUUGAAAAAAAAAAUCUAAUUACUGUUGGUUCUUUGUGAGUUGAGCUUUUGUUAAAAUGAAUAUUGCUAUUUGAUAGGUCCCCCAGAGUACUUUGGUGCCUCCAUUUUGGCAAAUAUAUUCUUAAGCCAUUUUUGGAUAGUAAAAGUCAUUUUCACCAGGAAUCCUAAAGUACUCAAGUUUGUCUCUGGAGGUUUUUCAAUAAAUGCCUAAAGGCAAAGCAUUCCCCCCACCCCCCGUUGUAGUAAUGAAAAAAGAAACUACCAGUAUUUCAAGUAUUUUUACAUUUCCCAGUUUAGUAAUUCCAUUUUACAUAUAAUAAUUUAGGCAUUUCAUCCAUUCCAAAUAAAUAUAUUUUUUAGGCUUUAUGGGGAGAUGGUAUUAGACAAUUUACAAAGAAAUACAGGGUCUCUUUCCUUUAUGUACAUAAUGACAGUCAGCAUUGUGCUUAAAAGUCUCAGCAGAGUGAAGGCUGAGCAGACAUUGUGCUGCUAGCUUGUUCUUAGUGAUAUUACAACUAAAUAAGUAUUAAAGCACUUUGAGUAAAGGGAAGUUGUUGAUGCACUUAUUUCCAAAAUUUAUAGAGGAAGAGAAAGUUAUAUAGGUCAAUUUUUCUAUAGUCUAAAACUUUGACACAUUAGGAAUUGAAAGGCCAUGUGUGAAAAGCAGCCAUAUUUAAUGUUAGGCAGAAGGAUUCAAAAGAUUUAUUCCUUUUUUAUGUUGGUAUUGUAAAAGCUCCAUACUGAGUUGGAUAGUAACAAUAUUUUCAAUUUGUUAAAGGGUGGCAUUGAGACAUGCAUAUGUUUCUGUCUAUUCUGAAUUCAACAUGUCCCUUGUUCAAGAAAUUAGAAAAUAUAUUUAUCAAAUAAAAUAUUUUAAAUGUAGCUUUAGAAGAACAAUAAUUCCACCUCUCUUUCUUCAUUUAAGAAUCUGAUAGAUCUACUUGUUUAUUAGCUACUAAAACUGCUACUUCUUUUUUCAUCUCUGCCAGAGGAGUUUCAGCAUUUUUAAAGAAUAGGUGCUAUUGCAUCCAAUGUCAUCAUCUUUGUAAUGAAUAAUUUUCUACUCUCUCCUAAUUUGUAUUCUUAGGUUUACUACAAUAAGUAAGUCUGACAAGGUGAGUUAGUAAUGAAGCUUGGAUUAAUUUGGAAAUCUUUCUUUAGAAACUUUAAUUUCUUAAAUAUAUUUUAGUUGUAAUUAAAUGCAUUUUUAAAUAGUUACAAUUACAAGUUCAAGUUCUAAAGAAUCACAGUAUCUUCAAGCUGGAAGGGAUCUUAUAGCUCAUUUAAUCCAACCCCACAUUUUGCAGAUGAAGGCAGUGAGGCUUCUAUCCUAGUACCUUCAUGGAAGAGGCCUGUCUAUGCCCUGACCUUCCCCAAAGAACAAAUACAUAUUAGAAACACAAGGAUUUGGUUUGGUUUGAGAUCUUUAUCCAUCUAGAAUUUGGAUGAUUUGUAGUGGUAAAUAAUUCAUUAUUUAAUUUUUACUCUUGGAAUGAUACAGAAUUUUGUUGCAUACACUUUUCAUUCUUGUUAGUAACAUCCCUUGUUUGAAUACAAGAUUCUGCCUUAUGUUAAAUAUCUUUCUUGAACAGUCUUUGCCACUUGUGCCAACUUUUACGUGUUCUUUACAGAUGUGAAAUUUGUGUAAAUCCUAAUAACACAUAAGUAACCCAAUAUUCAUUCAAAGAGAGGUACAACCAUGGUACACACUAAAUUCAAUUAGUCCACAUUUAAGAUGACUAUACAUUGUAAAUCCUGUAAUGGAUAUAAUUAUGGCAAUUUAUUGUGCAUGACCCAAGAAUAAAUUAAAUAACAUUAAUGCAAUUGUAUAAUAAAGGUCUCAUUAUCAAUCA
Messenger RNA from Monodelphis domestica (gray short-tailed opossum), 10117 nucleotides. NCBI's taxonomy places the organism in Eukaryota, Metazoa, Chordata, Mammalia, Didelphimorphia, Didelphidae. The record is from RefSeq and is a predicted model, not a curated record.